Messenger RNA from Microtus oregoni (creeping vole), 7052 nucleotides. RefSeq names its product fibronectin type III domain containing 3B (gene Fndc3b). The record is from RefSeq and is a predicted model, not a curated record. Lineage: Eukaryota; Metazoa; Chordata; Mammalia; Rodentia; Cricetidae. Gene Ontology annotation, molecular function: protein binding. Bases 185 to 3808 code for a protein of 1207 amino acids. The transcript has 26 exons.
CAAACCCUCCUGGUAGUUAUUUGAGCAGCGGCGGCGGCCCGAGGAGGCGGCGGAGAGCAGCGGCGGCAGCGGCGGCAGCGGCGCAGGGGGCGGCGGGGAUCCCGCGGACGGCUGGCUGGGACGGGCGCCUGGAGCCCCGUUUCAGCCCGAGGGGAGAUAGCAAGUUGAGGGCAAUUCUCCAUGAAUGUACGUCACCAUGAUGAUGACCGACCAGAUCCCCCUGGAACUGCCACCCCUGCUCAACGGGGAGGUGGCCAUGAUGCCCCACUUGGUGAAUGGAGAAGCAGCCCAGCAGGUUAUUCUUGUCCAAGUUAACCCUGGUGAGACCUUCACAAUAAGAGCCGAGGAUGGAACACUGCAGUGCAUCCAAGGCCCCGCUGAAGUUCCCAUGAUGUCGCCCAAUGGGUCCAUCCCUCCCAUCCAUGUGCCUCCAGGUUAUAUCUCACAGGUGAUUGAAGACAGUACUGGAGUGCGCCGGGUGGUGGUUACACCCCAGUCUCCUGAGUGUUACCCACCAAGCUAUCCCUCAGCCAUGUCUCCAACCCAUCACCUGCCCCCUUAUCUGAGUCACCACCCGCACUUCCUUCAGAACUCGCACACGGCUUAUUACCCGCCUGUCACCGUUCCUGGAGAUAUGCCACCGCAGUUCUUCCCCCAGCACCACCUCCCCCCGACAAUAUAUAGUGAGCAAGAAAUUAUCCCACUUUAUGGAAUGUCGAGCUACAUCACCCGAGAAGACCAGUACAGCAAGCCACCGCACAAAAAGCUGAAGGACCGCCAGAUUGACCGCCAGAACCGUCUCAACAGCCCACCUUCCACCAUCUAUAAGAGCAGCUGUGCAACAGUGUACAAUGGUUACGGGAAGGGCCACAGCGCUGGAAGCAGUGGAGGCGUGGGAGGUGGAAGCGGAGGUGGACCUGGGAUCAAAAAGACAGAGCGAAGAGCCAGAAGCAGCCCAAAGUCCAGUGAUUCGGACUUGCAAGAGUAUGAGUUGGAAGUAAAGAGAGUGCAGGACAUUCUUUCGGGAAUAGAGAAACCACAGGUGUCAAACAUCCAGGCAAGAGCAGUUGUGUUGUCCUGGGCACCCCCUGUCGGACUGUCCUGUGGACCCCACGGUGGCCUUUCCUUCCCUUACAGCUAUGAGGUUGCCUUAUCAGACAAAGGGCGAGAUGGAAAAUACAAGAUCAUUUACAGUGGAGAAGAAUUGGAAUGUAACCUGAAAGAUCUCAGGCCUGCCACUGAUUACCACGUGAGGGUAUAUGCCAUGUACAAUUCUGUCAAGGGGUCCUGCUCUGAGCCAGUCAGCUUCACCACCCACAGCUGUGCACCAGAGUGCCCCUUCCCUCCCAAGCUGGCGAACAGGAGCAGGAGUUCGCUCACCUUGCAGUGGAAGGCUCCAAUUGACAAUGGUUCAAAAAUCACCAGCUACCUUUUAGAAUGGGAUGAGGGAAAGAGGAAUAGUGGCUUCAGACAGUGUUUCUUUGGGAACCAGAAGCAUUGCAAGUUGACAAAACUCUGUCCAGCCAUGGGCUACACCUUCAGGCUUGCUGCUCGGAAUGACAUCGGCACCAGUGGUUACAGCCAGGAGGUGGUGUGCUAUACACUGGGGAACAUCCCACAGAUGCCCUCAGCACCCAGGCUCGUCCGAGCUGGCGUCACCUGGAUCACACUGCAGUGGUCCAGGCCUGAAGGCUGCUCGCCGGAGGAAGUGAUUACGUACACCCUGGACAUCCAGGAGGACGAAAACGAUAACCAUUUCCAUCCGAAGUACAGCGGAGAAGAUCUGACCUGUACUGUAAAAAAUCUCAAAAGAAGCACACAGUACAAGUUCAGGCUGACUGCUUCUAACAUGGAAGGGAGAAGCUGCCCAAGUGAAGUCCUGGUUUGUACGACCAGUCCUGACCGACCUGGACCUCCGACCAGGCCGCUCAUUAAAGGGCCAGUCACAUCACAUGGCUUCAGUGUCAAGUGGGAUGCUCCAAAGGACAGUGGCGGCUCAGAAAUCCUGAAGUACCUGCUGGAGAUCACAGAUGGAACUUCUGAAGCUGGUCAGUGGGAAGUGGCCUACAGCGGCUCUGCUAUGGAGUAUGUCUUUACCCACUUGAAACCAGGCACUUUGUACAGACUGCGGGUCUGCUGCAUCAGCACCGGUGGGCACAGUCAGUGUUCUGAAAGUCUCCCCGUUCGCACACUAAGCCUUGCGCCAGGUCAGUGCCGACCGCCGAGGGUUUUGGGUAGACCAAAGCACAAAGAAGUCCACUUAGAGUGGGACGUCCCUGCAUCUGAGAGUGGCUGCCAGGUCUCCGAGUACAGCGUGGAGAUGACAGAGCCUGAGGAUGUCGCUUCCGAGGUGUACCAUGGGCCCGAGCUGGAGUGCACAGUCGGCAAUCUGCUUCCUGGGACUGUGUAUCGCUUCCGAGUGCGGGCUCUGAAUGACGGAGGGUACGGCCCCUACUCCGACGUGUCAGAGAUCACCACCGCCACAGGGCCCCCUGGGCAGUGCAGAGCUCCAUGCAUCUCCUUCACGCCAGAUGGAAGCGUCUUGGUGGGGUGGGAGAGCCCGGAGAGCCCUGGUGCUGACGUCUCUGAGUACAGGCUGGAAUGGGGUGAAGAUGAAGAAUCCUUAGAACUCAUUUACCAUGGUCCAGACACCUGCUUUGAGAUCCAGAAUCUGUUGCCUGCUGCCCAAUAUUGCUGCAGACUACAGGCCUUCAAUCCAGCAGGUGCAGGGCCAUAUAGCGAGCUUGUCCACUGCCAGACACCUGCCUCUGCCCCUGACCCUGUGUCCACGCUGUGUGUCCUGGAGGAGGAGCCCCUUGAUGCCCACCUGGACCCGCCCUCUGUGUGCCUUGUACUGAACUGGGAAGAGCCGUGCAAUAAUGGAUCUGAAAUCGUUGCUUACAACGUUGAUCUCGGAGACACUAGCAUUACUGUGGGCAACACUACCACACACGUGAUAAAGGACCUCCUUCCAGAGACUACGUACCGGAUCAGAAUUCAGGCCGUCAAUGAGAUUGGAGUCGGACCAUUUAGUCAGUUCAUUAAAGCAAAAACUCGGCCAUUGCCACCCUUGCCUCCUAGACUGGAGUGUGCUGCAUCUGGUCCUCAGAGCCUGAAGCUCAAGUGGGGAGACAGUAACUCCAGGACGCAUGCCGCUGGUGACCUGGUGUACACGCUGCAGUUGGAGGACCGGAGCAAGAGGUUUGUUUCCAUCUACAGAGGACCCAGCCACACCUACAAGGUCCAGAGACUGACGGAGUCCACCUGCUACUCCUUCAGAAUCCAGGCAGCAAGCGAGGCAGGGGAGGGACCUUUCUCAGAAACUUACACCUUCAGCACAACCAAAAGUGUCCCUCCCACCCUCAAAGCACCUCGAGUGACACAGUUAGAAGGAAACUCGUGUGAAAUCUUAUGGGAGACGGUACCCCCGAUGAAAGGCGAUCCUGUUAAUUACAUCCUGCAGGUACUGGUCGGAAGAGAAUCUGAGUACAAACAGGUGUACAAGGGAGAAGAAGCCACAUUCCAGAUCUCAGGCCUCCAGAACAACACAGACUACAGGUUCCGUGUGUGCGCGUGCCGCCGCUGUGUGGACACCUCCCAGGAGCUCAGUGGAGCUUUCAGCCCCUCUGUGGCCUUUGUGUUACAACGACGCGAGGUCAUGCUUACAGGAGACAUGGGGAGCAUGGACGAUCCCAAAAUGAAGGGCAUGAUGCCUACUGAUGAACAGUUUGCUGCCCUCAUUGUGCUUGGCUUCGCAACCUUGUCCAUUUUAUUUGCCUUUAUAUUACAGUACUUCUUAAUGAAGUAGACCUGCAGACUAAAGGUAUGAAUGGGGCACCACCCAUUGAAUACAUAUUUACUCAGAGCCUUCCCUUUCAGCCUUGUUGUCCUUUGAUUUAUAUACUUCUCUUGUUUUACAGAUUUAGCUAGGAGAAACAGUCGGUGUUUGGCUGCACCUAUUUGAGAUGCAAAAGUAGGAAGAGGUUAAACUGGAUUAAAAAAAAAUAAAGAAAUAAAUAAGAGGAGAGGAGAGCAGCAGGAAAGCACCAGCCACCAAGAGACAGUGUGCCCAGUGAGCGCAGUGUGCCCCGUGAGCGCAGUGUGCCCAGUAAGCGCGGUGUGCCCAGUAAGCACAGUGUGCGCAGUGUGCCCAGUGAGCGCCGUGUGCCCCGUGAGCACAGUGUGCCCGGUGUGCCCAGUGAGCGCCGUGUGCCCAGUGAGCGCAGUGAGCUUAUGUUUUCAAGCUUUCCAGUAUGCUUCUAUUCUGUUUCCACUGAAGUCUUUCACGAGCCUUUGAUUUUUUUGUGUGUUCCAGUUUAGUAAUUUAUAUUCACAGUCUACAUCUGUAAACAGAAUCACAGUGUAUGGAGUUCAGGGCUGGGGUUUGCUGUUGUCAGAGUCCUGCCACACAAGAACAUACAGAACAUGUGUGCCUUCGGCUGAGGCCACCCAGACCAUCUGUCAUCACUCAGUUCUUAACUGUGUAGCUCACUUAAGUCAAACUGUGUACUUUAAUCUAAAUGUGUUACUACUCUGUAUCCCUUAUCAUUUUAACACUAUGAGUUGCCUGUCUAAGAAAUCACAUAACCAAAUGCACCUAUCAGUGAUGGAGCAUUGUAGAUUUCCACGUCGGUCCAUAGCAGUAACUUUAAGAGGGCAUUGUGCAAUAGUUAGUUUUCCUGUUCAGCUACUUUAAAAGCUGCUUUAACUUGCCUGUCUGUCUGUGUAUAUAACUACUUCUAAUCACUAGAGUUAUUAUAUUCUGUUGUGUUUGACCAGAACUACGUGAUGAGAACUCAUGGCAGUCGAAUGCCUCACAAUUGUGGGCUGUCUUCUUACAUGUUGGUCCAUUAGUUUUGAAAGAUUUGUCUUUGGCUAUCCCUUGGGGUAUCAGUAAAGUGAAUGAAGUCCAGUACCUGAUUUCAGCGCCCGUAAGACUAAUGUAGCGUAGACACAAGUCUUACUGAUAAAGCCCACAAGGGAACCAUCUACACUGCCCUGUUUCUGGGGGCUCCAUCCGGCCACAUGUAGAGAGGGAGUGGUAAGCGGCUGGAAGUACAAUGUGUUUGUGGCCAAAGAGCCUCCAAGAUUCUCUCCCUGGAUCUGUCAGUAACUUGCUUUGUGACCUCUCUGUGCCUGUUUUUCCAUGCAUGAGAAAUCAAGUCAAAUCAAAUGGGGAUUCAGUAUCUGUAAGUGCUUUGAGAUCUUAGAUCCAGCGGUGCUAUUGGAGUACAAAUGUUAUCGCGCACAUUCAUUUAGAGUCAUGAUAAUCAGUUCUAACCCAAAGUCAUUGGAUUACUCAUAUGAAGUCCACAAUGUUCGAGUACCUCAGGGACACUUAAGAGUUGGAGGUGCAACUGUAUUCCAAAAGGGUGCGACAGACACAGCCGAUCCCCUGUUACUGGUUUUUUGUAUAUUUUUGAUCCUUGGUUUUUCUUGAUCAUAGCUGUUUUGUGCUUGGUCUAUGUUGUCUAUGCAGUAAGUACCCUGUACUAGCUUAUAAUAUUCCCAUACCAAAGUCAUGGGGAAACCAACAUUAUUUUGUUUUGGGUUUAUUUAUACUAUAUUCUGCAUACAGUACUUUAAAUGCCAAUUACAGUGCAAUCUUUAUUUAUUGUAAAAAUUUUUAAAUGUACUUAUGUACUAAUUUGCCCUCAUAGCAUGUUAUAUUUUGUGUGUUUUAUACUUUUGUAAUUUUAAGUCAGUUUGUUCCUUGGCAGCAUCUGUAGUAUUAACCUUCUGACAUUUCCUUGUGUUUUUAAAGAUAAGAAGAGCAUCUAACUCAUUAAAUGCCAAAAAUCCCAUUAUCAGUGAUUGAAAGGUUUACAUGUACCCAGAAAACCGUAAUCAUCUCUCGAGAGUGCUAAGAUCAAUACAUUACUGUGUGCCUAUAUCAAUGUAGUUCAGUACUAGAGAGCUCUGUAUUUUGUUAUUGACUAUAAUAAUUAGUGUAAUUACACUUGUAAACUGAUGGUAUCAAGGUAAAUAUAUUUUUGCCAAAGUUCUGGCCUUCAGAAACUCAUCAUUUCAUCGAAGCGUGUCAUCUGACCCACUGUGACAUUACAUCUGCAUUUUCCGAGACAGGUGUAAGCAGGAGAGAGCAAACUCAGCGGGAUCACCUUUAGAGCUAUUUGUGGGGCGAGUCUUUUUUUGAAACACUUCAGCACUGCUGCUGUAGAGAAUUCUCUGAACUGGUUGAACGGUUUUAAAGGCAACAAUGCUUCCAGCCAAAGUCUCUGAGCAUCUGAUCUUCUGGAGAUUCCGUGCCCCGUGGCCAUCAGGGAGCUGAAGUGUGUGACUCUCGAGCAGACAGCACUUUAUUCUAUUGCUCUCCAUUAUUUGUUUUCAUUAUAAUCUCUUCAGUCAGGAAAUUACUCCUCUACAUGGCACUAUUUUCUAUCGCAAGUCUGUAUAUGUGCUAUGGAUAUAUAGCUAUAUAUAUAUAUAUUGUCAUUACAAAGGAACAGUAAGAUGAAGUGUUCUAUUAAUCUCCUUCUGCCCUUGACCAAGCGUAGGAGUGGCUUUCCCAUGCUCUGAGGCUUCUCUGUAUGUCACAUGCAUCCCUGACACAAGAAAUUCCAGUCAUCUGAAGCAAACUGCCCUUUGUCCUCAAAGAAAAUGUUUAACAAGAAAACUUUUUUAAAGGCUAUUUUGCAUAUUUUCUGCCUUGUUUUUAUCAAACUUCAGAUGUUGACAUUUUUUAACCCUGUUUCUUCGGCUACAAUCACUCAGUAUUUGUGUCAAAAUUGAAAAGUGCCCUCAUAGAAUGUGUCUGAAUGUUAUCCUUGCACAAUUGUUUAAAUUGAAAGGCGAAAUGUUUUACCUCACUGUUGGACAUACAUUCCAAGCUUUUCGACUUUAGGAGAAAAAAAAAUAAUCAUAUGUUUUCUUGUCUUGUAAAUUUUAGAUUAUUUCAUAUACAUUAUAUUAAAACUGCCAUAUCAAUUUUAAUGUAUAGAUUUUGCAAAUACUAUGCUAUAUGUAAUACCUAACUGUAUCUGUAGUGUAUAUGUAAUAUAUUUAUGCCCAAUAAAUGUUUUAAUUCUUUCUGA